Fusarium sp. VM40 is the source of this 1068-nucleotide messenger RNA. The record is from the annotation of a GenBank genome assembly. Lineage: Eukaryota; Fungi; Ascomycota; Sordariomycetes; Hypocreales; Nectriaceae.
AUGUCGUCCACUGAGGGCAUGAUCAAUGGCGGAAGCUCCUCCGCGCACCACAAGGCACCGGCACCUGGAGAUGGCAAUGGUGGUUUCGUUCCCAGCAAUAAGAUGACAGUCGAGCCUCCCAAGAAGGAGGAUCUUCAGCGCAAGUAUGCCACUGUUGUCGAACACGAAGCCGGUCCCAACGACUGGUAUGGAAGCAUGAUGAACGUCCUUGGAGGCAUCGUUGGAACCAUGGGCGCCAUUCCCUGCUGUAUCAUCUGCCCCAACCCUUACAAGGAAGUCAACCAGGGCAACGUCGGUCUCGUUACAAAGUUUGGAAAGUUCUACAAGGCUGUCGAUCCUGGUCUGGUCAAGAUCAACCCUCUCAGCGAGAGACUCCUACAGAUCGAUGUCAAGAUCCAGACCACCGAAGUCCCUGAGCAGAUCUGCAUGACCAAGGACAACGUCACUCUUCGUUUGACCUCAGUCAUUUACUACCACAUCGUGUCUCCUCACAAGGCUGCUUUCGGUAUCAACAACGUUAAGCAGGCUCUCAUGGAGCGUACUCAGACCACUCUCCGUCAUGUAGUCGGUGCUCGUGUUCUCCAGGAUGUCAUCGAGCGUCGCGAGGAGAUUGCCCAGUCCAUCGGAGAAAUUAUUGAGGAUGUUGCCGCUGGCUGGGGUGUUCAAGUUGAGAGCAUGCUCAUCAAGGAUAUUGUCUUCAGUCAGGAGCUGCAGGAGUCUCUCUCCAUGGCUGCCCAGAGCAAGCGUAUUGGUGAGAGCAAGAUCAUUGCUGCUAAGGCUGAGGUCGAAUCCGCCAAGCUCAUGCGACAGGCUGCCGACAUUCUUAGCUCUGCUCCUGCCAUGCAGAUCAGAUAUCUCGAGGCUAUGCAAGCCAUGGCCAAGUCUGCUAACAGCAAGGUCAUCUUCUUGCCCGGUGCCAGCCAGGGCAUGGGAGGUGCUCUUAACGCUGCUCUGAGCAAUGAGACCGGCGAAUCCAGCUCUCAUGCUCUCAGCCAUGAUCAAGACUUUGGAGGUCAGGACUCGGGUUUCCAACAGGCUAUGAACGCCCGCGUUGUUGAGAACAUCUAA